Penicillium cataractarum is the source of this 1170-nucleotide messenger RNA. Its product is annotated as SMP-30/gluconolactonase/LRE family protein. NCBI's taxonomy places the organism in Eukaryota, Fungi, Ascomycota, Eurotiomycetes, Eurotiales, Aspergillaceae. The transcript has 2 exons. The record is from RefSeq and is a predicted model, not a curated record. The coding region runs from base 1 to 1170 and encodes 389 amino acids.
AUGUGGUCCUCUAUCCUUGUUAUUCCUCACUUCUACAUCAUUGCGAUAUCGCUCUACGCAUCUGGCACCCAGGCUAGAGAAGAAGAAGAUAUAGUGACUCUGGAUUGUGCCCCUGGAGUGGCAUGUAUCAGUCAUUAUGGAGCCGUGCUGCCUGUGUCAUUUAAUCGAACAGAUGGUGGUGCUUCUUCGACCUACGGUGACACGAAUGCCACUAAUGUUCCGGGGUUCAAUAAAUUGAAUAAUUAUCAUUUCAUCUCAUUUGAUGACGCGUUCCUUCCCCUCAUUGGAGAAAAUGCCACCUACGAGUUCUUCUUUUCAGUGAAGGAGGUCACCCAUGAAGGACCUGUCUGGAUUCCGGACAAGAAGUGGAUCAUCUUCACUGAGAUCAGUCAAUACUGGCAAUAUCGGCUGGAUCUCAGUGGAGAAACACCAGUACUGUCCAAAUUUAACGUAUCUCCCCCAAUUUGGUCACCCGCAGGUGGAUCGUAUCACAAUGGGUUGGUAUACUUCACCUGUCCAGGCGGCGGUGGACAGAAGGCGUCCUUGGUCACCUACAACCCCAGGACCAACGAGGCCAAAACAAUUUUAAACAACUACCGUGGAGUCUCUUUCAACAGCCCAGAUGAUAUCAUCGUCGACCCUAACGGUAAUAUCUGGUGGACAGAUCCCUGGUUCGGCUACCUGGGCGAAUUCAAUCCUUCCCUGCCACAGUUGACAGCCGGGGUGUGGUUCUUCAAUUCUACAUCCGGGUCGAGUAAAUUACUCGAUGGGACCCUAUCGGAGCCAAAUGGAAUUGUGUCUAGUCCAGACUGGUCUACGAUCUAUGUCAGCGAUACGGGCGUCAACUCGGGAAGACCACUGACUUACCAUCCUACCGGGCCUCGAACUUUGUACGCAUAUACUCCGGAUCUGGAGACUGGCUCCCUGACAAAUAAACGCACGUUAUUUAUUAAUGACCAGCGUGACCCGGAUGGACUCAAAGUUGAUACGUUGGGUAACUUGUGGACGGCGUCAGGCAAGGGAGUCGAUGUCAUUGAUCCCUUGGGGAAUUUGCUGGGCAAAGUUCAGACCAAUUUCACCGUAACGAACCUGGUCUUUACGGGUGAGGGGCUUCAGGAUCUAUGGAUGUUUGUGAGUAUCUACUUCCGUCCCGCUAUGAACCUAAUCUAA